Molecule: messenger RNA, 923 nt
Organism: Selaginella moellendorffii
Lineage: Eukaryota; Viridiplantae; Streptophyta; Lycopodiopsida; Selaginellales; Selaginellaceae
Exons: 7
Coding region: 129-791 (220 amino acids)
Source: RefSeq, a predicted model, not a curated record
GCGGCCAAGACGGAGCGUGUGUUUGAUUUCUUAUGGAAGAUGGGUUGGAUUGAGGCGUCCAACGAUAUUCUUCCCAGUUUAUAAAGAGGAAAGCGUGGUGGUUAGCGCCCUCCCUCGAUUUGCAAGCAAUGGCGCUCUCUUCUUCGGCUAGCUGUGGUAUGGCUUUUGGUGCCAAGGCUGCGGCGCUCGGUGGUUCUGUUCGACGGGGUUCCAGGAUAUGUAGCAGUAGAGGGGGUUUUGGGCUUGCUGGUCUUCGCCAAGGUGGGCGGUCUCUAUUCGGGCCGAGUCUCAAGGAUUUUCUUCCAUCGAAUGGGAGUCGAUUCAUGGCUGCAACUUGGAUCGACAAUUCGGCCCAGGUAGACGUGGAAGUUCCUCUUUCUGUCGCCUGGGAUAUGUGGAGUGACCGGGAGAGGAUUAGUCGCUGGAUGCCUUGGAUUACUUCUGUUAAGGUACUCGAAGAUCAGCCUGAAUUGUCACGCUGGACUCUAAGCACAGACUCCUUGGGUCAGAAAUUCGAGUUCUCUUGGCUGGCACGUAAUUUACAGCCGAUUCACCACCAGAAGAUACACUGGCGUUCGGUAGACGGACUUCCAAACCGAGGUACAGUGCGAUUUUAUCCCCGGGGACCGUCAGCUUGUCGAGUCGAGCUUACAAUCUCGUACGAGCUUCCUGAGGUUAUCGGAAUGGUUGCAUCGGCCCUUUCUCCCCUGGUGGAAGGCAUCUUGAAAGCAGACUUGGAUCGUUUCGCCAAACUCGCUCGCGAAACUGCGCUGGAAGCAAAGAAAGGCUGAAUUGGAGCUCUCACCCCGAUUCGUUUGUUUCGACUUGUAUCGGAGCAUUGAUUAAACAGUGCCUUGUUCUUGUAGAUUGUCAAUGCCGAAAUCAUCGUCUCAAAAACUUCGAGAAUUUCUCGAAGCUACAAA